AUGCAAUACGUCCCCUUUAUCUCUGACAUAGAAAUCCCUUUCUACGCCUCUCUCGCUCGCCAGAAGAUCGACCAUGACAAACUCGACUCAUCACCGAAGCCCAUCCGUGGACUCUACGAAAUUCGUCCCAAUGAUCCGCGCGAACAAAGCUGUCGCAUGCAAAUUCAUGGCAAUGCGCUUAAGGCUACAGCAACAACAGAUGCGCCAAGCACAACAACGUCAAACACUAACACAUACCACGCGCCAGGAACGAUACGCAACGUGAACACGAUCGAGGACUAUCGCAAUCUAGAUAAGUCCGCCUUAAUCCAAGCAGCAGGAAAAAAGAUCUGGGACGCGAUUAAUGAUGAUAAUGGAAGCAUUUACGUUGACCCUUCGAUUCUUGCAAGUUUCCUGGUAAUAUCUUUUGCGGAUUUGAAGAAAUACCGCUUUAGUUAUUGGUUCGCAUUUCCAGCAUUGGUCAUGGACCCGCCUUGGGGUCCUGUCAUGGACGAUGCUGUGGCCGCGAGCACGAAGGGCACAGAGUAUGUGCCGAAAGUGCUAUCGACGACCGAAAGCGGUGCGUUGGUAGAGGAAGUGGAGGCAUGGAAGGAAAGUGUGGACGGUAGACAGCACGGUUUCUUUGUCGCAAAGAAGUCGAGACGGUCUGGAGGGAAGACAGCAAAUCAGCAGCGAGGGGAGCAGCAGCCACAGUAUGCAUUCAGUCAGCUGGGGUUUAGAUGGGUCGUUGAUUCGCUGGCUGCCUACGAAAAGGGCUUCUUCGAGGGAGAAUACAGCGAUGACUGCUACGUUUGUUUUGCUGACCCAUCAAAUUACACAUCACAGGGCGGUCGUGCGGCACCAGGAUGGAUGCUUCGGAAUUUGCUUGCUCUUGUACGACAACGGUGGAAAAGAGACAGGAUGCAAAUUUUGUGCUACAGAGAGACAGUUGGAAGACGCGAAGCAGCAAGGAGUGUAGUCUACGACAUGGAAUUAUCAAGACCGAAAGACAGAUCGAAUUCCUCGUCAUUGCAGGUGUCAAUCCCUCCAUCGGAUAUGCCAAAAGUCGUUGGCUGGGAACGAAAUGCAGCGGGGAAGCUGGCAGGACGUCUUGCAGAUUUGACAGAAUACAUGGACCCAACCAAAUUGGCAGACUCAAGCGUCGACCUGAAUCUCAAACUAAUGAAAUGGCGUAUAUCACCAAACCUGGACCUCGAAAAAAUCAAAAACACGAGAUGUCUUCUGCUUGGCGCGGGAACAUUGGGCAGCUAUGUGUCGAGGAAUUUGCUCGGAUGGGGUGUGCGGAAGAUAACUUUCGUGGACAACGCGACCGUAUCGUACUCAAACCCUGUUCGGCAGCCACUUUUCAAUUUCCAGGAUUGUUUGAAUGGCGGCAAGCAGAAGGCAGUACGGGCGGCCGAGGCUCUGAAAGAGAUAUAUCCCGGUGUUGAAGCUGAAGGGCAUGUCAUGUCUGUACCUAUGAUUGGUCAUCCAGUAACUGAUUCAGCCAAAACCAGAGGGGAGUUCGAGAAAUUGCAGAACUUGGUGAAUGAGCAUGACGUGAUCUUCCUGCUAAUGGACACCAGAGAAUCUAGAUGGCUGCCGACUGUCAUGGGAAAAGCAGCUGGAAAGACUGUAAUGAAUGCGGCGCUUGGGUUCGACACCUAUGUAGUGAUGCGACAUGGCUCGAAAGUGGAGAAGGAUAGCCAGCAAGAGCUUGGGUGCUAUUUCUGCAAUGACGUGGUGGCACCUCAAGACAGCAUGCAAGAUCGUACACUCGAUCAACAGUGUACGGUGACACGCCCUGGUGUUGCUGCGAUAGCAUCUGCAUCACUCGUCGAGCUUCUUGCUUCCGUCUUGCAACAUCCUGAUGGGGCACGAGCAGCAGCCCCAAAAACAGCCAAUGAUGAUCGUGGUGAACAUCCUCUCGGCUUGGUACCGCAUCAAAUACGUGGUUUUCUAUCCAAUUUCACAAGUAUCAAUGUGAUAGGACAAUCCUAUGACUGCUGUAGCGCUUGCUCAGAUCGUGUGCUCGAUGAGUACAAGCAAGAUGGCUGGAUAUUUGUGGAAAAGGCCUUGAACAGCAAAGACUAUGUUGAAGAGCUGAGUGGCCUCAAGGAGGUUCACAGACGUGCCGAAGCUGCUGCAGCUGAAAUUGAGGCUGCUUUUGAAGAGGGCGACGAUGAUCUCGAGGGUUCGGAAGGAGAAAUGCUAUGA
Molecule: messenger RNA, 2196 nt
Organism: Lithohypha guttulata
Lineage: Eukaryota; Fungi; Ascomycota; Eurotiomycetes; Chaetothyriales; Trichomeriaceae
Gene: ATG7
Product: Autophagy protein 7
Exons: 1
Coding region: 1-2196 (731 amino acids)
Biological process (GO): autophagosome assembly; C-terminal protein lipidation; cellular response to nitrogen starvation
Cellular component (GO): cytoplasm; phagophore assembly site
Molecular function (GO): Atg12 activating enzyme activity; Atg8 activating enzyme activity
Source: RefSeq, a predicted model, not a curated record